Eublepharis macularius is the source of this 3008-nucleotide messenger RNA. RefSeq names its product ankyrin repeat and ubiquitin domain containing 1 (gene ANKUB1). Bases 208 to 1764 code for a protein of 518 amino acids. Lineage: Eukaryota; Metazoa; Chordata; Lepidosauria; Squamata; Eublepharidae. The transcript is spliced from 6 exons. The record is from RefSeq and is a predicted model, not a curated record. Gene Ontology annotation, molecular function: protein binding.
ACUGCUUCUCAGACUCUCUGCUGCUUUGGAAAGUUGGGCCUUUCCUAGCUGUGUUUUGCUUUGAAGAAAAAUGAACACAUUUAUCGUGGAUAUUUACAUCCUCCUAAGAACUGGUUUUCAGUCACAGCCAUUGUGGAUAUAGGAUUGGUGUAGCUUGUGGUUUGAGUAGAAAGAGCAUCAAGGAGUUUUUAAACAGCAUUUUGCAAAAUGAGGAUUUUUGUAGCUUUUGAGGGACUUUGUGAAUCUUUUGACAUUUCUUCGGAGGAUACAGUAAAAGAUGUAAAGCUGAUGAUAAAGGAUUACUUUCAUGUCCCUCUCUCCGAAGACAAACAAGGCAGGAGAUAUUUGCAGCUGAUGUACGCAGGAGCAGUACUGAAGGACAGCUGGAUUCUUGCUGACGUAGGGAUAUCAGUUUCUUCCACAAUUAAAUGUGUUAUUAAGGAAGAAGACAAGCCGGCUUUCUAUGUGUAUAAUACUGUCACCCACGAAAAAGUGCCAAUUAUGGGAAAGAUUUGUCUUCUUUCAGCAAAGGUUUCCCAGCUGAAAACCCUGGUGACCCUGAAGUGCGGCUUCCCAAACAGUAUUUAUUGUCUCAGGACUCCAGAGGGCAGGGAAAUGUAUGACUGCAAUACCUUGAGUGAUUAUCAGUUAGAUAUAGGUACUUUACUUCAUCUGGAUGUUUGGGAUGGAUGGAAAGAAUUCCUCACUGGAUGUCUCUUAGGAAACAAACACAAGGUCCAGCGCUAUCUAUCAAAGGAAAAGCCAGUACUCAAUUAUCAAAAGAAAGUAGCCCUUUAUAUGUCAGCCUUUUUUGGACACCUUCAGCUUUCAGCAUGGCUCCUGAAACAGGGUGCAAGACCUACAGAAGCAGUUGGUGUGCAUCCUUACCGUGAAUGGUGUCAAGGCAACAACCAUCCAGAUGUAGCUAAGUGUCCAGUCCAUGCAGCUGCAGAAGCCGGCCAGCUCAUGAUGCUAAAAGCUUUUGUUAAUUAUAGCAUCUUAUGUCUUGAGUGCCAAAACUCGGCAGGGCAGACUCCACUGCAAUUAUGUAUCCAGUAUAAACAUAAGGAUUGUGUAUUAUACUUAGUCACCAAGAUGUGGUCAGUGGUUUCUUACCCCAGUUUUUCCCUGCCUAUGAAAAUCUACAUUAAGUUAAAACAGUGGCUUCUUAAGACUCAAAAUAACAUCCGUAGGAUAAAGCGACGCAACCAGACAGCCAUCUUCAGGACACGAGUUGGGGAUGUUGUCCUUGUGGAUGGUUUUACAAAGCCAAAAAUGACUUCAAAAGGCUUUUAUCAAGCCACACUGAAGGAUGCAAGCAGCAAACAGCUAAAUUUGAACAAUCCAUUCCAACAGAGGGGUACCAACAAGUUUUCAGAAGGGUACCAACAAGGGAUGAAUCUCAAAUUACCUCCACUGGGAGAUGCAAACAAGAGCACAGAGAGACCUCAUCCAAAAAAAAGGAGCAGAAAGAAUGUGCUUAUUUGCAAUGAGGAAAAUAUGGACCAGAAUAUGUGCUUAGCAAGAGUUCCUCUGCCCCCCAUUUCUAUCCUCAAGCCUCCUCCGUAUUAUUCCAUCCCUGAUGUAAAGUUUCUGCUAAACCCAUCUUUGGAGUCAUUUUCAGAACACAGUGGAAGAACUCCCAGGGAGAAUGCAAUCUACUACUUAGCUCUUGCCAGUGCAUUUAAGGAGAAACCUUGGCUUCAGCAACUGAGCAUCGCAAGAACCCUAGCUAAAAAAAGCAUCUGCAAACCAGUGUGCUGAAUAAAACCAGGUUUAAACGAGCACAUCCACCAGAUGAUCUCUCUAUAACGAAAAUGCGGAGCUGCAAUCCUAAGAAUACUUUCCUGCGAGUAAACCCCAUUGCAUAAAAUUUGGAGAUAAUUCUGAGUAGACCUGCUUAAGUGUCUCCCCCCCCUACCCCAUCCCCAGGAAUCUAUUUUCUUUUCCUCCCUGAAACAGUGUUCAGAGAGGGUUAACAAACGUUAUUAAUAAAGUCACGUUUUCAGCAGCUAAUAUAUAAUGCAUAGUUGUAUAUCUGGGGCUUUAUUAUUCAGAUGUUUGUGACCAUUAUGGCUCUGAAGCAAGCUGAUAUUAGUUUACAAUGCUACUGAAAAUAAAUUUUGAAUACCAGAAUUUUAUCUGAACACAGGAGAGCUGUUUUUAUUACAUUAGUACAGAAAGAAAAUUGGUUGCACAGCAUGAAGAGACUAGUUGUCCUGAAAAACUAGGCUUGAGCAAAGCCUGGAGAUAAAAACAAGCCUCUACUGUAUUUGUAACCCAAAGGACAGGAUAGGAGUAGUUUAGCUAAGCAGGGGAGGAGUCGGCAAACAGAAGUUAGCAGAGUGUAUUUUGCUGGAGAACUGGAUGAACUUUUCUGAGCUUGUUUAAAGUAAUUGGAAAAUUAGGUGUCUAAAAAGUUACUUAGUAAAGGGGAGGAAUUAAAUUUUAUAUAACUGGUAUUACUAUUGUAAUUAUAUUAUUACUUAAGGACGAUCACUGCAAUCCUAUGCAGAGUUAGCCCAGUCUAAUCCCAUUGAGAUCAAUUGCCUUUAGACUGGAGUAACUUUACAUAGGAUUGCAUUGGUACAUGUCUUUCAAGCUGCAGACUGCAGCCUGGUUUCUGUGUUGCCCAAUUUGUUGGGAACUGAAAUUCCUUUUGAAAGAGGAGAGCAUCGGAAGGAUCCAGCACUUUUGCUGGACUGGAAAAGUUAGACUUGUCUCACCACAAUUUUUUUGCAAGCAAGAACCAGUUAAUUGAACUUGGAAAGCCCAUCCGCUGCAAAUUUCUGCUCACUGUUGUAUCUAAGUGCUUAACUAUAUGACUCUUUGUUGUAUUGCUCUGUGUAGUGGAGGGUUAUGGGUUAAGGAAAUUGUUUAAUUUGUCUUGCAAGUGCUGUUCUUGAUUUAUUGCUCCAGAACACAUGCAGACAUAAGUUAUAUAUGCAAAUAAAUAUUAAAUUCCAACAUUUUCUAAUGCUAAUAAAGUAUCAUUCCCUUUAUUGGAA